Molecule: messenger RNA, 2239 nt
Organism: Paralichthys olivaceus (Japanese flounder)
Lineage: Eukaryota; Metazoa; Chordata; Actinopteri; Pleuronectiformes; Paralichthyidae
Gene: eef1e1
Product: eukaryotic translation elongation factor 1 epsilon 1
Biological process (GO): positive regulation of DNA damage response, signal transduction by p53 class mediator
Cellular component (GO): cytoplasm; nucleus; aminoacyl-tRNA synthetase multienzyme complex
Source: RefSeq, a predicted model, not a curated record
UGAGCCAAUCAGAGGCAGGCCGGGGGGCGGGUCUUCCUACACCUCUCAGUCUCAACAUGGCGCUGCGGGAGCUGUCGUCGCUGGAGAAGUAUUUAGGGCUGAAGAAGCCGAACAAGUACAGCACUCAGGGGGAGAAGAAGGUACCUGUGUUACAGAAUAGCAAUGGUCCUCCACUCGUGGGGCUGGUGACAAUCGCCUGUUACUUGGUGAAAGAUGCCAAGCGCUCAGAGCUGCUCGGUGACUCUGCAGAGAGCAGGGCCGUAGUGCAGCAGUGGCUGGAGUACAGAGUCACCAGGCUGAACAAUCUCACCAAGGAUGAUGUCAAGACCAUCCUGAAGGAGCUGAACCUCUACCUGCAGGACAAAGCCUACCUGGCCGAAAACCAGUUUACCUUAGCUGAUAUUCUCAUGUACUAUGGAAUCCAACCACUCAUAGUGGACUUGGCCAUCCAGGAGAAGGAGCAGUACGUGAACCUGACGCGGUGGUUCGACCACAUGCAGCACUACCCCGGCGUCCGGCGCCACCUCCCUCCAGUAGUCGUGCUCAGGAACAGAAUUUACACCAGCAGGCACCACUGAGACCCGAUCAGACCCAGUUCAGUACAUCUCCUCCCAACUCCUCUGUCCCCUGGACCCAGAUGUUCACAAGUUGUUCAAAUAUCCGAGAGUUUAUCACAUCAAAUCAUCCUCAACUGUUUCAGUCAUUUUUCUUUGGAUUAUGAUUCCUGCCUUAAUGUUUCUUUUCUAAUUCUUGUGUUAUUUCAAAAAAUGUUUAAGAAGGAAAGAGCAUAAAACCAAAACUGAAUCAACAGUUCAGUGUUUGAGGUACAGUCACUCUAUGAAGGGAAUUCUUUCUAAUAAAAAUAGAGUUCAGUUCAUAUUCUAUAAAAAUGUCAGUGUUUUUAAUAACGUAUGAAGAGUUAGCAGUGGAAACAAGGCCUCUACUUUCUCUUUUUAAUCACACUAACACUAUUUAUAAGAAGUUUGAUGUCUUAACCCGUACUCAGUAUUGUGGGAGCAAUGUUAGACAAUUUUGGUGCAACACAGGGAAACCUACUGUUGUGCAUUUGUUGCAAGGCUGUGCAGGUCAUGGUGAAGUGAAAAGGAAAUGAUGCUUGCUUGUUAAAAGGGUGUUUCUAUUUAUAAAAUGUGGCUAAAUAUGAAAAGUCGUGAGAAUAUGAAAGGGAGACUUAAUAAGAUGUUACUGUACUGGUUUUUCAUAUUAUGUUCUGAGGAAAUGCGUCUUAUUUCAUACAAUGCAUUUCCUCACAGCAAUUUGUUCAAAUAAAAGUGGCUGCUGGUUCAACAUCCACAGUACCUGCAGCGUCUACAAUUUUCUGCCCCAAAGAAUCGAGUGCCUCAGCUUUAAUCCCCUAACAGGACUGUGUCUAUCACAUCCAACUCCCAGCCACUUCACUGGACACUUGAGUUUCUCUGUGUGUGUGCGUUCCUGAUUACAUCCCGCUCCCCGUUCCACUUUCUCACCAGUUGUGUGGGCAGCAGUGAGCAGUUGAGAGCGUCAGCCGCGGAGUCAGAGAUCAGAGUGAGGCUCCAAUCAGUCCCACUACCACCACUGUUGAUGCUGCAGGCCAGAGAGAGGGCAGCGGGCUUACCAGCUGCCACACAGAUCCAGCCAGCCAAGGCCAGAACGCGGGCCCCUGGGCGACAGUCAGCCACUGUGUGUCAUUUCAACCCUUUGCGCUCCCACGGGGAUACUGGAGAGGGGAGGAGAGAGGGAGGGAGGGAGGGAGGGAGGCCGCAGAGAGAGAAAAAAAAGAGCACCCAGAGGCACAGGGAUCUUUUUGUGACGUGAACAAUGACCUGAGCCUCCGAAGGCCUUACUGUUGCCGACUGGAUAUUUGCUAUUAGAAUCGUUAACAGGCCAAGUCGUGGCUGUGGUGGGAGAACCUGUAAAUUAACAUCACCGAGGUCGUGAUAGACAAAGAGCAGUAGGAUAAUGAGUUGUGAUCAGAGGAAUCACUUAUUUAUUUCCAAUUCCCAAUGCUUUUGCAGCCAUAUCAAACCAUUAUCAUUGAAAAAAAUGAAAAAGAUUUUCUCUUUGCAUCAAUGCUUCUGUUUUUCGUUGCUGUCUACCUCUUUUGAAAUGCUCCCAAUUCAGCCAUGUUUUUUAUUUCCUCCAUUUGAAGACGCUCAACACAUGUUUGUCUUCAGUGAAUCAUGAUCUGAUGUAUGAAGCUCAUCCUGCACCAAUAAAUCAAAAGGCAUAAGCACCUCCCUGA